This is a messenger RNA of Dovyalis caffra, 363 nucleotides long. NCBI's taxonomy places the organism in Eukaryota, Viridiplantae, Streptophyta, Magnoliopsida, Malpighiales, Salicaceae. The record is from the annotation of a GenBank genome assembly.
AUGAAGAAUGUGCACUGGAGUUUAGUUUCCUCUCGCGUGCUCUUCUCGUUGUCCCUUUUGGCUAUUGAAGGUUCUGAGGCCUCAUCAAAGGCUAUCAAAGUGGAUAUCACAUUUUCCAUCAGGAACAUUGAGAGACCAGAUGGAGAUGACGAGUUACUGCCACAAACCAUGCCAGAAGAUCCUCAAAGAUGGAUCAUUAAAAUCGGAAGUAGAACGAAGGCAAUCAGACAACAUUAUCUGGAAAUUGGUACACUCACAUCAUGGACUUUCCAUCUAAUUAUUUCACUGACAAAAGCAUAUGAGAAAGCAACUUACUGUGGAAGGGGCAUCCCUAAUCGUAUUCCAAAAAGCCAAUCACUCUAA